This is a messenger RNA of Neogale vison (American mink), 981 nucleotides long. RefSeq names its product C1q and TNF related 4 (gene C1QTNF4). Gene Ontology annotation, molecular function: protein binding. Lineage: Eukaryota; Metazoa; Chordata; Mammalia; Carnivora; Mustelidae. The coding region runs from base 1 to 981 and encodes 326 amino acids. The record is from RefSeq and is a predicted model, not a curated record. The transcript has a single exon.
AUGCUGCUGCUGCUCCUGCUGGGCCUGCUGGGCCCUGCCGCCUGCUGGGCCCUGGGGCCCGCGGCGGCGGGUUCCACGGAGCUGCGCUCGGCCUUCUCCGCGGCACGCACCACCCCCCUGGAGGGCACAUCGGAGAUGGCGGUGACCUUCGACAAGGUGUACGUGAACAUCGGCGGCGACUUCGACGCGUCCACGGGCCAGUUCCGCUGCCGCGUGCCCGGCGCCUACUUCUUCUCCUUCACGGCUGGCAAGGCCCCGCACAAGAGCCUGUCGGUGAUGCUGGUGCGCAACCGCGACGAGGUGCAGGCGCUGGCCUUCGACGAGCAGCGGCGGCCCGGCGCGCGGCGCGCCGCCAGCCAGAGCGCCAUGCUGCAGCUCGACUACGGCGACACGGUGUGGCUGCGGCUGCACGGCGCCCCGCAGUACGCGCUCGGCGCCCCGGGCGCCACCUUCAGCGGCUACCUGGUGUACGCCGACGCCGACGCGCCUGCGCGCGGGCCGCCCGCGCCCCCCGAGCCGCGCUCGGCCUUCUCGGCGGCGCGCACGCGCAGCCUGGUGGGCUCGGACGCGGGCCCGGGGCCGCGGCACCGGCCGCUCGCCUUCGACACCGAGCUCGUCAACAUCGGCGGCGACUUCGACGCGGCGGCCGGCGUGUUCCGCUGCCGCCUGCCGGGCGCCUACUUCUUCUCCUUCACGCUGGGCAAGCUGCCGCGCAAGACGCUGUCGGUGAAGCUGAUGAAGAACCACGACGAGGUGCAGGCCAUGAUUUACGACGACGGCGCGUCGCGGCGCCGCGAGAUGCAGAGCCAGAGCGUGAUGCUGGCGCUGCGGCGCGGCGACGCCGUCUGGCUGCUCAGCCACGACCACGACGGCUACGGCGCCUACAGCAACCACGGCAAGUACAUCACCUUCUCCGGCUUCCUGGUGUACCCCGACCUCGCGCCCGCCGGCCAGCCGGGCCUCGGGCCCCCGGAGCUCUGA